Linum trigynum is the source of this 2043-nucleotide messenger RNA. Lineage: Eukaryota; Viridiplantae; Streptophyta; Magnoliopsida; Malpighiales; Linaceae. The record is from the annotation of a GenBank genome assembly.
AUGAAGAAACAAGGAUUCGAAAUCGAAGCAUCCGGGAUCACUUACACAAUCCCGGCGAAAUCACCGCCGCCGUCGCCUCCGUCCGCCGCGAAAAAGCGACCACCCUUCUUCCCAAACAUCUUCGCCGGCGACAACGACCACGGCCGGGGAAGGAAAAAGACCGUCCUCGACGACGUCACCUUCACAGCGAAGCCGUGGGAAGUCCUGGCCAUCGUGGGCCCCAGCGGCGCCGGCAAAUCCACCCUCCUCGAAAUCCUUGCCGGAAAAAUCUCUCCGACGGCCGGAUCCGUCCUCGUCAACGGCACCCCAGUCGCCGACGAGGACCGCCGGUUCCUCAACAAGAUCUCCGGCUACGUCACCCAGCGCGACACCCUUUUCCCCCUCCUCACCGUCGAGGAAACCUUAAUGUUCAGCGCCAAGCUCCGCCUCCAGAAAAUCCCCAAAUCCGAGCUCGGAUCCCGGGUCGGGUCGCUGAUGCAGGAGCUCGGGCUGACCCACGCGGCGGGGACGCGGGUCGGGGACGAAUCGGGCCGGGUCAGGGGGAUCUCGGGCGGGGAGCGGCGCCGGGUCUCGAUCGGCGUCGACGUGAUCCACGACCCGAAGGUCCUGAUCCUCGACGAGCCUACCUCGGGGCUCGACAGCUCGUCGGCGCUGCAGAUCGUCGGGCUGCUGAAAUCGAUGGCGGAGACGAGAGGCCGGACGAUCGUGCUCAGUAUCCACCAGCCGGGGUUCCGGAUCGUGAAGCUCUUCAAUUCCGUCUUGUUCAUGGCCGGCGGGUCGGUUCUCCACCACGGGUCGGCGGACGGGCUCGGGUCGAGGCUGAGGGCGGUCGGGUUGCAGGUGCCGGGUCGGGUCAAUGUAGUCGAGUUCGCCAUGGAGUCCGUCGAAACGUUUCGCGAGCGGGUUCGCGAUUGCAAGCGAGGAGAAGUCGUCGUGGCGGCUGCGGCGGCGGUGGGGAAGCGGAGCGGGAAGUGUACGCUGCAGCAGCUUUUCGAUCUGCAGGCGGCGUCUUCGGUUGGACAUCACAGCAAUCGAAUUGCGGACGAGGAAAGCGCCAUCAUCAAUAUCGGGUUGGAGGAUUCGGAAUUCGGGUUGUGGGGUGACUAUCAUCAGUACCCGAAUUCUUGGUUCCGGGAAACCAUGAUUCUUACUCACAGGUUCUCGAAGAACAUCUACAGAACCAAAGAGCUCUUCGCCUGCCGGACAAUCCAAAUGCUAAUCUCCGGCCUCGUCCUCGGCUCCGUCUUCUCAAACGUCAAAUCCGACCUGGUCGGAGCGCGCGAAAAGGUCGGCCUAUUCGCCUUCAUCCUCACAUUCCUCCUCUCCUGCACCACCGAAGCCCUCCCAAUCUUCCUCCAAGAAACCGAGAUCUUCAAGAAAGAAACCUCCACCGGCAGCUACAGAGUCUCCUCCUACGCCGUCGCCAAUUCUCUAAUCUACCUCCCUUUCCUCCUCAUCCAGUCGAUCCUCUUCUCCGUCCCCGUCUACUGGCUCGCCGGAUUGAACCCAACCUUCAGAGCCUUCGCGUUCUUCCUCCUCCUCAUCUGGAUGAUCCUCUACACCGCCAAUUCCGUCGUCCUCUGUUUCAGCACUCUGGUCCCCAAUUUCAUCGUCGGGAAUUCGCUCAUCUCCGGGGUCAUGGGAUCGUUUUUCUUGUUCUCCGGGUACUUCGUGUCCCGCGGCGGGAUCCCCAAUUACUGGAUUUUUAUGCACUAUGUGUCGCUGUUUAAGUACCCUUUCGAGGCGUUCUUGAUUAACGAGUUCUCCGGCCAGGGGAAGUGUCUGGACACCAUGCUCGGAGCCUGCUCAGUCACCGGAGAAGCGGUGCUGAAGGAGGAAGGGUACGGCGGGGAGGAAGGGCGGUGGCGGAAUGUGGCGAUCAUGGCUUGUUUCAUCCUGUUCUAUCGGUUUGCUUGCUAUUUAAUUCUCAGGUUCCGGUGCUCUGUUCGGCCGGCGGCAGCGAGGAUCGGGUGGGCCGGGUUCGGGUCGGGUAAGGUUUCGGCCCAAAAGCAGAGCCCGGUUGCUGACCUGUCCAAGUCGUAG